AUGAGCCUGACAAAGAUGACAACCCGUGAGCAAACGGUUCUUCUUGCUGCCGUUCAGUAUUGCCUUGCAAAUCCUGCAGGCCUGAAGAUCGACUACAAACUUCUAGCAGAGCAUGGCGGAUUCAAUGGAAAUGUUGACUCUGCACGCUCCGCCUGGAAUAAAAUUAGGAGGACAUACUUUGAAGGCGGCAAGACCAACUCACCAACAUCGAACGAGACUCCCAAAUCCAAUGAAUUUCUCGCAGUCAACAGCCACGAAAAAGACAGCGACUCCACUCAGCCCGUCAAUCCUCCCAAGAAGCGGACUCGAAAGCCCAAAGAUCCCAAUGCUCCUCCUACGAAACGCGCCAGAAAGGCCAAGCCUGCUCCUGUAACCAAGAAAGACCCGACCAAAGUCGAGGGAGGCAAAUCCCCUGUUAGCGGAAAUUACGUCGGCAAUGAAGACAUCAAGGUAGAGACCUCUAGUCCUGAGGAGGCAGCUGAGGAUGAGCAAGAGGAGUCUGUUGCCUAA
Molecule: messenger RNA, 510 nt
Organism: Bacidia gigantensis
Lineage: Eukaryota; Fungi; Ascomycota; Lecanoromycetes; Lecanorales; Ramalinaceae
Exons: 2
Coding region: 1-510 (169 amino acids)
Source: RefSeq, a predicted model, not a curated record